Messenger RNA from Daldinia vernicosa, 2844 nucleotides. RefSeq lists its product as uncharacterized. NCBI's taxonomy places the organism in Eukaryota, Fungi, Ascomycota, Sordariomycetes, Xylariales, Hypoxylaceae. The record is from RefSeq and is a predicted model, not a curated record. Bases 466 to 2751 code for a protein of 761 amino acids. The transcript has a single exon.
ACUCCUCUUCCCCAUCCGUGCGAUUCAAUUGUCGUGGGUCCGCCCCCGUUUGCGGCGGCCGACGUCCUUUGUUGUGGAGUGGUGGCGGCAUUCCAGGAGGGUCCGUAGACGUAGGAGGACCACACCCUACGGCGCACAACCGGAGUCAAGAAAGGAAAGCGGAGAUAGAACAGAAAACGUGCAGAUGACAUAGCUCUCAAAAGCCCACCCAAAGAAGAAAAAAAUAGACGCGUUCUCUCAUAACUUUUCUAAGCUUCGAAAGCUGUUUUGGUUCCCGAAGCGUUACGGCUUGCUUCUUGUAAUACUUCCUCACUCGGAUUUAUUCUCGCUUUGCGAGCCGUCGAGCCUGCGAGUCCCUAAGUGUUUAAAAAAUAAUCAACAGGUAGUUAAUAGGGAUUAACUCAUCCUUCGAACCCCGGCUAUAAGCAAUUGACUUGCCUAUAUACUUACCUACCCGUACCUAUCAUGCCCACGACAGGAGAGACGAGUCUAAAAGCUGUUGGGCCCCAAGAGGGCUUCAUUAGCGAUGACGAGGAGCUUAAAACGCCAUCGAUGGGCGGCGAAUCUCUUUUCGACUAUUUUCCUUUCGAGGAGAUCGAAGCUCCUGCACCCGUUAAUCUGUCAGCUGCUACAACAGAACCCGAGGAUCAUCUUCUACCACUUAAACUUCAAUGGAAGAGUCCUAGCCAAUCGGGAUUAAAGAGUCUUCCUCAGGUGCACCGGAUCGUUGACUGGAUUAUGGGCCGAAACGUAAUAAUACAAGAAGACAAACCAUCGGCUAAAUGGUUAUCCGCGGCUGGCAACGUGGGUAAGAGUAGUAAGAGUAGUAAGAGUGGUAUGAGGGAGGGAGGCGAAGUGCAUUUCAACGGAAAGCGGCUAAUAGAAGACGACUUUUUCGACAUUGGAGACGUCAAGGAUAUCUGCCCCGCCUGCACGACACCAUACUGCCAGGCUCUCGACUCCCUGCCAUUUAAAAGCAGUCUGAAGCUCGGAUACAACGACCCAGAGACGCAUACCUGGCUCAUCGGCGACAAGUAUGUUAUGACCGAGGAGAUAGACGACGAAUGGUCAGAAGAAGCAGACGUUACUUUAACCUUAGCCACGGAGCUUAUUAGGAAAGCGACGAGGGUGCCCGUGCCGAACAUAAUAGCUGGUUGGAAGGAGAACCAGAAGGUAAUCACCAUCACCGAGAGGGUUCCUGGCCAGCGGCUUUAUGAUAUCUGGUGGGACCUACGGGAUGAUCAAAGGGAAAAGAUCGCGAAAGAGGUUGGACGGCAUAUAGACCAAUGGAGACGGAUGACAUCGGACAGGAUUUCGACUCUCGGUGGUGGUCCUGUGCGACGCCAUGGUCAUCUUUUCGGUUCGUCGCAGGAAGGGUUUGGACCCUUCAGGUCUGACAAGGAAGUAUGGAGCGCCAUUCAUAGACGCCUAAAGAAGAAAAAGGUUGGCGAGGACUUGAUUCAAAUCUUGAAGGAUUAUAUGCCGGAAUCAGCACCCUGCGUCUUCACACAUGGUGAUUUGUCCACUGCCAACAUCCUGAUUCAUAACGGGAGAGUUUCUGCUAUUCUAGGGCUCGAUAAUGCUGCAUGCCUCCCAGUGUGGGCUGAGUAUGUGGCGGUACAUUUCUGUUAUUGCAAAGAAGACGAGCAAUGGAAGGCGAUGCUUAGCAAACACAUGAAGAGCUAUGCUAGGGCGAAGGAUUGGUGGGCGCUGUGGACUGCAGUUGAGAAGAAUGCAUCGAAGAAGCACAUAGCCGCGCUGGUAGUUCGCUGCCAGCGGUGGCAAAGACCUCCGCAGAACAAACGAACGUUCGAUCCGGAAUUACCUAGCGAGAAGAAACAGCAAGAUGUCUCUGAUUUAAACCUCAUGCCAGAGUCACACCUGCGGCCACCCGCUCAGAAUCGACACCAUAAGACAUAUAGUCCGUAUAGAGCGGCACUCAGCAGAAAGCUGCUGAAGGGAAGACAUUUCUCGGAAUUACUGAAUGAUGUGAACUGGGAAUCAGCUGUCCACGGGGGAUCAGAAGAGGGUGACAUGGUGGGAGGAAGCAAGGCUAACUCUUCAGCAGUAACAGAGCCGCAGACGCAAGCAACCGUAGGAGUGGAAAAAGAUUUAGGAAGGUUCAUUAGGGAAACUCGCGAUGAAGCAUAUGAAGCUAAGCGUGUAGGCAUUGAAAGAUGGCUCUCGGAGAGCGAGAGAGGGAGGGAGUACUUUCCCAGACCGUUAGUUAUCCAACGCACGACGAAUGAUAAGGAGGAUGUGCCCCCGCAAAUGAGCCCAGUGAAAGAUCCCCCUUGGAGGGAGAGAGAUAGGCGAGAUAGGCUGAGGUCAUUCGAGAGACGAGAUAACGAUUCGAAAGGCCUAAGGCCAUUCAGCUUAGCUCUAUCCCUCUUAUCAGACAAUGCCAAGGAAGCCCUCCGAGAGGUUGACAAGAAAGGAGAAGAUGGCAACGAGAGCCACACUCGUGAGCAAUUCAUUGAGGAAACUCUUCGUUCUCUGGAGUCUAGUCCGGUAGAUCCCAUCGUCGAUGAUAUCACCGUAGCUCCUAUACCGCAGCAAGGUAAAGAAGAGGUUGAAGAUAGCGUAGAUACCGAGAAGAAGCGGUCUUCGAUUUUCACUCGGAAAACUUCUCCGGGGUUGCUAUAUUUGACACUUGCGAAUGCGGCGGCCGAGGGGAAAAGCAAACGAUAUAGAAGAAGUUUCUCCGAGGAGGAAACAUCGUUGGAGGAAGGCCAUCCUGCUGACGAGUAGCCUUACCUAUGGCUGAAUUAUUCUAGGUUUCUGAGAUCGAAGCCAUGGUAUGGGAAGUCUCUAUCCCAACAAGCUCCCGAUGCGCUUUAAUUA